CUCAUUAUUGAACAACACCUGUUUCCUAUCAGUGACACUAUAAAGGUUGCACUCAUCCACACACACAUGGCUGAUUAUUGUGUAGUCUAUACCCUAUUCCUAGUCUCCGUGUUUCCUUGCCUUGCCUUGCUUUGCCUUCUUGUUUUUCGACCUUGGACUGUUUAUUGGAUUACUCUUUUGUCUCGCCCUGGAUAGUCCCUGUUUGCUGGUGUUUGACCCUGCCUGUUUUGACCAAUAUUAUGAAUAAAAGCUGCAUUUGGAUCCUCAACUCUGUUGUCACACCUCCUACGUUACAGAAUAAUGAGCCACACACGGAUCCAGCGGCUUUAUUCGGCAUACCAGCUGAACCAUGGAUCCAGUAGACCAGCUAUUACAUCUUCGUCAAGAAGGCCUAUCUAUUGAGGAGUAUGUUCACCGGUUCUGCCAUCCUUUGAUGGUGGUGAAUGGUCAGGAUUUUUCUCAGGACAGCCAGCCUCCAGCUGCACCAAGCUUGGAGGAUCCCAGAUCUUCGUCUCUGGCCUUCAAGACCUGGACUCCACUUCGGUCCGUCAACCCUUUGGUGUCACCUUGGCUCAAAGCUCUCUCAUCUCCAUUAUGGCCCAUCAGUCAACUGGCCCCGCCAGGCUUCCUCGUUCCUCCGGCUCCACCUUGGUCAUUCGUCAACCUGCCCUCACCUCGGGACUAUAAUCCUCCGGCUUUGCCUCGUCUCUCCAUCCCUCUGGCUCCAUUGGGCUCCUCUUUCCCUCCAUCUCCGACUUGGUCCUUGGUCGCUCUGGCUCCACCGUGGCCUUCUGGAACCCCACCUUCUCCUCGGUCACCAGAGUCGUCGGCUCCUCCAUGGCCCUCUGAUCCCUCAGUGUUACUCUGGCUCUUCGGCUCUCCAUCUUCACCUUGGGCCCCCCUGUCCACCUGCUCUGUUUCUGUCAGUCGGACCCCUGAAACCUUCUGUUUCACUCCCCUCAUGGGUCCUUCCUCCAACUCCAUCAUGGACUGUUAGUUCUUCUCGUAAUUGGAGCAUCUGGAAUCGGCUCUUUGGCAGGGGGCUCUGUCACGAUAAGGGGUUUGGUCUUUGUUCUCUCGGACUCCAUUUCCCAUAAACCCCUGCCUAGGAACUCCAUUAUUGAACCACACCUGUUUCCUAUCAUUGACACUAUAAAGGUUGCACUCAUCCAUUUUUUACUUGGACUGUUUAUGGGAAUACUCUUUUGUCUUACCCAGGAUAGUACCUGUUUGCUGGUGUUUGACCCUGCCUGUUUUGACCACUCUUAUGAAUAAAAGCUGCAUUUGGAUCCUC
Messenger RNA from Carassius gibelio (silver crucian carp), 1294 nucleotides. RefSeq lists its product as uncharacterized. Lineage: Eukaryota; Metazoa; Chordata; Actinopteri; Cypriniformes; Cyprinidae. The record is from RefSeq and is a predicted model, not a curated record. The transcript has 2 exons. Bases 350 to 997 code for a protein of 215 amino acids.